ACGCAUCACUCGAUGCCUGGGCGUUUAUUUUGAAAUCCGUUAGCAAGGCAAGCUGACUCUCUGUUCUCGUCUUCACAGCAGCACACCUCGAAACUUCUUAAACACUUUAAUUAUUUAUGUAUUUACACCCAAAGCUCUAACCAUGAUGCAGUUCAUCGUUGGCUUCACUUUGGGGAAUGUAGUUGGGAUGUACCUCGCACAGAACUAUGAGGUCCCGAACAUUGCAAAGAAAAUCGAGGCCUUCAAAAAAGACGUGGAAGCGAAGAAAAAGCCUCCGGAGUGAAGUUGAUGAAUCGUCAAUCUAUUUAUUAUGAGUAGUACACCCAGAUGAUAUUGACGACAGUUUGUUGAAAUAGUCAUUUAAAAAAAAAAAAUUUAAAAACAAAAAAAACAUUUCAACACAAAUAUGAUCUAAAGAUUUUCCAUCAACGUUAACUAAAACUAAGUUAGCGCUGAAAUUUUUUAUACAUAUACACUGAUGUUUGUUAAAGUGCUGGAUUUGUUCUCCUGGAUAUUUGUUCCAUUACAUGCACGUCGAUCGAUCUGUUCAGCUUAAAGCAUUUACGGAUAAUGUGUAUAAAAGUGGAACACGUGCUCCCUGAAAGUUCUUUCAGUCUCUGAAUAAACUUUGGGUCCAUUUGAACAAGUUUUAGGUGUAGGAAAGUGUAAGUGCACUUUAUAUACCUGCUAAAAGGCUUGAAAAGUUAACAUUCUAGACAAGAUGUUUUAAAAGUGAAGUGCUAUACAUUAAAGAAUGGUCAUGAACUCGUAUAGUUCGUUAGCUUUAUGAAAUAUAUUUUAAAAAGCACUUCUGGUGAGAUUGGGUAGAUAAACAGUGUUAAUAUUUUUCAGCUGUUAGCACAAUUGCGAGCUGUAAAUUGUAGUCGAUAAAUACACCAGUUCUGGGAAAUGAA
Molecule: messenger RNA, 914 nt
Organism: Ictalurus punctatus (channel catfish)
Lineage: Eukaryota; Metazoa; Chordata; Actinopteri; Siluriformes; Ictaluridae
Gene: stmp1
Product: short transmembrane mitochondrial protein 1
Exons: 3
Coding region: 143-283 (46 amino acids)
Source: RefSeq, a predicted model, not a curated record